This is a messenger RNA of Olea europaea var. sylvestris, 1154 nucleotides long. RefSeq names its product zinc finger protein JAGGED-like. The transcript has 5 exons. Gene Ontology annotation, molecular function: DNA-binding transcription factor activity. The record is from RefSeq and is a predicted model, not a curated record. NCBI's taxonomy places the organism in Eukaryota, Viridiplantae, Streptophyta, Magnoliopsida, Lamiales, Oleaceae. The coding region runs from base 114 to 869 and encodes 251 amino acids.
ACUAGCCUCUACAUUCAUUCCCAAACUCAAAGUCUUAUAAUUUCACAAGCUUUAGUUAUCUUCCCUCGGAAAGAUUGUUCACCACAUUAUUUUCUGUCUCUCUGUCUGGUAACAUGAGAUCAGAGGAAAAUCCAUUAGAUCUCAAUAAUUUACCUGAAGAUUACACAAGAGAUGAUAAUGAAUUUUCUGAAGACAGUUCUUCAUCUGCUGGCUACAGGAAAAAGAAAAGCGACGGUAAGGAUAGAAAAGACGAUUCCGGUAAGGUCCAUGAGUGUAGGUUUUGUUCCCUCAAGUUCUGCAAAUCUCAAGCCCUUGGGGGACACAUGAAUCGCCACCGACAAGAAAGGGAGACAGAAACACUGAACAAGGCUCGUCAACUGGUCUUCACUAACGAUUUAGCUCCAGGAGCUCAUCACAUAGGGUAUCUUCCAGGUGGCCAACCAAUUCCAAAUGGAGGGUUUCAUCAACCUCCAGGCAACAUCGGAGAUGCAACAAUGCCACACAGAUCAAUGUACCCUACAAGGCUUUUUUCAGGUACUUCACUCUUGCCAUCACCUCCACCAGACCAACCACCACCGCAGCCACCGUACAUGUACACAUCUCCACCACGUCUCCUCCCUUUGCAUUCGCAGUAUCCGGCACAACCGGUGAACGACUACUUUGUUGGCCAUGCCUUCUCUGGUUCCAGUUCUAGGUAUGCAGCACCUCCACCAGAUACUACUUACACUUGCAUCGGUGCACUUUUGGGGCAUGGAUUAUCACAUGGCACUGCCCCGGGCACUGGUAGCAGCUCGGCCUCUGGUGUAGAUUGUAUUAGAAACGGGUCAAUGCACAUUCAAGACGAAGGAUUGAAUUGGGGCCGGAGGUAGAACUCGACAAUGGCGAAACAUUUACAUAUCUAAUAUUGAACAAUCAGUUUCAAGAAAGAUUCUAUAUUAUAUUUUACUGUGUAUUUUUUUGUGGGCUAUCUGGCUGAACGAGAGUGCAAGUGUUAAUCUGCUGUAUGACACGGCACUCUCACUGAAUGAGAAUCCGAACAAACUGACAAAUGGGGAUGUGCAAAUAGAGAAAUUUUGGUUUUUCUACAGGUUUCGUGAACAGGCUUUUUGAGGUCUCACGCAUUUGCACGAGCCUGCUAUCAGUUUAAAGCAUGA